This is a messenger RNA of Dioscorea cayenensis subsp. rotundata (Guinea yam), 791 nucleotides long. RefSeq lists its product as uncharacterized. The transcript has a single exon. NCBI's taxonomy places the organism in Eukaryota, Viridiplantae, Streptophyta, Magnoliopsida, Dioscoreales, Dioscoreaceae. The record is from RefSeq and is a predicted model, not a curated record. Bases 98 to 607 code for a protein of 169 amino acids.
CGAUUUGGAGCUUUUUUUAGGGUUAGGGUUAGGGUUAGGGUUUGGGUUCGUUUUUGGUGAAUUUUGGGGUGAGAUCUCUAGGUUUUUGGAGGAAGGAAUGAGGGUGCACCCAGCGCCGAAGAGGAGGAGCUUGCCGGUGGCUGCCGGCGGUGGAAUCGGAGGUGCUUGGCGGCAGAAGAAGCUCCGGCGGCUUCCGCAUAUCUUUAGUAAGGUUCUGGAGCUGCCGCUGGGGUCGGACGCUGAGGUGGUGGUUCAAGAAAGUCCGACGAGUUUCCGGUUCACGGCGUCGACUGAGGAGGCGUGGGAUGAGGUCCGGGCGCAUGCGAUUGAGAUCCAUCCUGGUGUGAUGAAGGUGGUCGUCAGGGAUGUUGGUGAUGAUGAUCCGCUUGCUGGCGAGGAAGGGCUUGAUGAGCUUGAGCUCGAUCGGUGGCGAUUCCGCCUCCCGCCUUGUACUCGCCCUGCUCUCGCCACCGCGGACUACGUCGGCGGCGUGUUGAUCGUGACCGUCCCUAAAGGGGGCGUUGAUCUUGAUGACCGUGUUGAUGAUGGUGGCCUUGGGAUCGGCAACGAUGAUCUCGGGAUCGGUCGCCUCGUCUUUGUACAAUAGUAAUCUCUUUAUCUCUUUUUCAUUCCAUCUUUGUUUUCGCAAUCUUUUCUCAAUUCGAAUGCUUUGUUUUGGUUCUUGAAUGCAUGAAUCAAGAGAACAUCUUGGGCUGUUUUUGUAUAUAUAUAAGGUUGGAUUUUUCACCAUUUAAGUUGUUCCAUUUUUAAGAAUUUUGCUUUUGAUGAUA